Lathyrus oleraceus (garden pea) is the source of this 698-nucleotide messenger RNA. RefSeq names its product 40S ribosomal protein S11. Gene Ontology annotation, biological process: translation. Lineage: Eukaryota; Viridiplantae; Streptophyta; Magnoliopsida; Fabales; Fabaceae. The transcript has 4 exons. Gene Ontology annotation, molecular function: structural constituent of ribosome. The coding region runs from base 174 to 698 and encodes 174 amino acids. The record is from RefSeq and is a predicted model, not a curated record. Gene Ontology annotation, cellular component: cytosolic small ribosomal subunit; ribosome.
CGUGCGGCUUCACCAAAUCCCUCCUCCGCAAUUCCACCAUGGCUGAACAAGUAACUUCUUGUUGCUUCGUUUUUCGUUUUUUCAUUCUGCUAUGUUUCGAUUUUCCAUUGAUGUGUAUUUUUUAAUCUGUUACAGACUGAGAAGGCUUAUCUCAAACAACCCAAAGUGUUUUUAUGGUAUAUUCAGCACUUCAUAUCUCAAUGUGUGUUUUGUUUUUAACUGUGAUGAUUGUUGAUCCAUAUUUGUUUGUUGUUUUUGCUCAAUUUCGUAGCUCGAAGAAAUCUGGUAAGGGGAAGAGGCCCGGUAAAGGUGGAAAUCGCUUCUGGAAAUCUGUUGGUCUUGGAUUCAAGACCCCCAAAGAAGCCAUCGAAGGAACCUUUAUUGACAAGAAGUGUCCAUUCACUGGCAAUGUUUCCAUCCGUGGUCGUAUCAUAGCCGGAACCUGUCACAGUGCCAAAAUGAAUCGGACUAUUAUUGUCAGGAGGAAUUAUCUUCACUUCAUUAAGAAAUAUCAGAGGUAUGAGAAGAGGCAUUCCAACAUUCCAGCUCAUGUGUCACCUGCCUUCCGUGUUAAGGAAGGUGAUCAUGUCAUUAUUGGUCAAUGCAGGCCACUCUCCAAGACAGUGAGGUUCAAUGUAUUGAAAGUCAUCCCAGCUGGAUCAUCCAGUGGUGCAAAGAAGGCAUUUUCUGGCAUAUGA